Molecule: messenger RNA, 1904 nt
Organism: Telopea speciosissima
Lineage: Eukaryota; Viridiplantae; Streptophyta; Magnoliopsida; Proteales; Proteaceae
Product: probable protein phosphatase 2C 33
Exons: 5
Coding region: 185-1633 (482 amino acids)
Biological process (GO): protein dephosphorylation
Molecular function (GO): protein serine/threonine phosphatase activity
Source: RefSeq, a predicted model, not a curated record
GUGCUUCAAUUGCAGAGCUUUAAGAGUAUAUCAUAUCGUUUGGUUUUGUUGCUCAGCUUGGUGUUGGUAAGAAGCAAAAAGGGGAGAUUUAUCUUUGUUUCUGACGGAUCCUCACGCUGAAACCAAGUGUUGUGAUUGUUCUGCUGUUCUGGAUUGCCUACUGGACAUCAUCAGGGCCCUGAGAAUGGGGUCCUGCCUAUCGGCGGACGGGAGAAGUGGUCUCCCCGGUACGCCGGAAACAAAGAGGAAGAACGGAAGAAGGAGGCGUGCGAUGUCGUCCUUCGAUUUUAAGAGGGACGAGCAGCUUCGUAGGAUAACCGGGAGAACGUUCUUGAACGGGGCUAGCGAGGUUGCUUCUCUGUUUACCCAACAGGGCAGGAAAGGGACCAAUCAGGAUGCCAUGAUCGUUUGGGAGAAUUUUGGUUCAAGAACAGACACCAUUUUCUGUGGUGUUUUUGAUGGCCAUGGUCCCUAUGGCCAUAUGGUUGCAAAAAGAGUGAGAGAUUCUCUUCCAUUGAAGCUAAGCGCCCAUUGGGAAGUAAAUAUAGGCAGUGAAGAAGGAUCCAGAGAACUCAGCACCAGUGCCAUGGUAAGCAUGAAUUCUGAAGACACUUCCUAUAUGUGCGUUGAGGAGGAACUGGGGGAAUCUAUAGGUAUUGAAGAGAAUGUGAAGCAACCAGAGAUCUUUUUUACACUGAGGGAGUCAUUUCUCAAAGCUUUCAAAGUUAUGGAUAAGGAAUUGAAGUUGCACCCCAACAUUGAUUGUUUCUGUAGUGGGACAACCGCAGUCACCCUGGUCAAGCAGGGUCAGGAUCUUAUUAUUGGAAAUGUUGGAGACUCAAGAGCCAUACUGGGUACAAGGGAUCUAGAUGACACCCUUGUUGCUGUUCAGUUGACCGUGGACCUUAAACCAAAUCUUCCAGUGGAAGCUAAGAGGAUCAGGCAAUGUAAAGGGAGGGUUUUCGCCCUUCGAGAUGAGCCUGAAGUUGCUCGUGUGUGGCUGCCAAACAAUGACUCACCUGGCCUGGCAAUGGCCCGGGCUUUUGGGGAUUUCUGCCUCAAGGAUUUUGGAUUGAUCUCUGUGCCAGAGAUAUCUUAUCGACGCCUCACUGAGAGGGAUGAAUUUGUAGUGUUGGCGACAGAUGGGGUCUGGGAUGUGUUAUCAAACAAAGAAGUCGUAGACAUAGUGGCAUCAGUGCCAGCACGUUCUACAGCUGCUCGAGCUUUGGUCGAGUCGGCAGUGCGUGCAUGGAAGUACAAAUACCCAACCUCGAAGAUUGAUGACUGUGCUGUAGUAUGUCUCUUCCUUAACUCCAACUCAAACAACUCCAGCUCCCUCACCAAAGUCAAAGAGCAGUCAGCUGCAUUCCACCUAUAUGAGAGUAGUCAUGAGAAACAACAGCCUCAAAGCUCAGAUGGGCUGAGUCGAUCGGCAACAGUACGAGCAGGUCCUGAGAUACAGCCAGAUGAAGAAGAGGAAGACACCGCGAAUGAAGCUACAAAGCUGAUGGGGAUAGAGGAGUGGUCCGCCCUGGAAGGCGUCUCAAGGGUGAACACACUGUUGACGCUACCAAGGUUUAUUGCUGGAAAUGAGGAUAAGAGGCCCACUGGAGGAACAAAGACUCGGAAAUGAUGGUUAGUUUGGAUUCUUGAUUGUAUCAUCAUACCAUCACCAAAAUUGAUAAGCAUCAUCAAUUUCCCUUUUUAAUUUUUCGCUUAAUUUAUUCAUGAUUUACCUUGCUACAGAAAGGUGUUUGUAGGGGGAGGGGUGUCAUUUGUUUAUUUUGUUUUGGAGAGGUGGGCCGGACUGUAUUAGCGUGUCUGGGGAGUCCUCCUUUCUCUCUCUAUUAUGUCUGGGUAGAAAUGGAAAUUUUGUAAAAUCCAACUCUCCAUGUUUCUUUCUU